Molecule: messenger RNA, 1254 nt
Organism: Lasiosphaeria miniovina
Lineage: Eukaryota; Fungi; Ascomycota; Sordariomycetes; Sordariales; Lasiosphaeriaceae
Product: serine-threonine protein kinase 19-domain-containing protein
Exons: 1
Coding region: 1-1254 (417 amino acids)
Biological process (GO): protein phosphorylation; positive regulation of Ras protein signal transduction
Molecular function (GO): protein serine/threonine kinase activity
Source: RefSeq, a predicted model, not a curated record
AUGAGCCUGCACUCAAUACUCGGAGUCUCGCGCGUCACCAAAAAGAAAGCAUCUUCGUCAAGCAAGUCACGUUCGUCGUCCUCGGCAUCAGCAUGGACGUCGUCACUGCCGCGCACAAAGCCCGGCAGCAAAAAGAGCAACUUGCUCAAACAUGACGAUGACGACGACGACCACGGGCGCAACUAUGGCGGUCAUUACGAUGUACAGGAGAGACUCGACAACACCGGCCCCAUCCGCGCACUUCUUCCCCCGUCCGCCGCCGGCCCCAGCAACGACAUAACCCACACGCACCGCUCCAUCCGCGCGCGCAUGUUCGACCCCGUCCCCGACCGCGCCGCCGGCAUGAACUCGACUCGCAUCGCCGCCGUCCUGCAGUUCCGCGCAGCGCUUCCGCCCGUGGUCUCGGCGGCGCACAUCGCCGCGCUGCGUGCCACCGGCAGUAGCCCCGCGGCCGCCGAGCGCGAGCUCGCCCGUCUCGUCCGCGCUAGCGUCGCGCGCCGCGUCGUCGUCCCCACCCGCGGCGCCAUCGGCGAGCUGGUCAUGCUGGCUGGCGACCUCGAGGCCCUGGUUCGAGGCUCUGCCGCCGUGGACCCGCAGACCCGCGCGGCUUUCGUCUCGUGGCUCGCCGAGAACCCCGCCGCGCUGACGCUUCGCGGCCCGGAGGCGGCGGGGCUGUCGGCGGCUCAGGUCGACCAGCUCGUCCGCGCCGGAUUCCUUACGGCCCAGCUCGGCGCCGCGCAGACAGGCGUCUACGCCCGUCCCGACGAGCGCUACACCAUGAUCAGUGUCGAGACGGUCGCGCGCGCUGCUGCCGGGUCGAUGGCGGCUGUCGGCGGCGACGGCGUCCUGCAUGCUGCCGGCGGGACGGGCGCCCGGUGCAUGGCCGGCCCGUCAUCGUCGGGAGCAGCGGCGGGUGCGGCGCUCAAUGUGGCCGUCCCGGGAUGCGGAGCGCUCCUCAAGCUCGUCGCCGCUGCACUCGCACACCUCGCCGAGCUGCUACAGAAGACGCGGUAUCGCGAGAUGCCUGAGCGGGACCUCCGCGAGAAGUGGGACGGUGGCAUCGCGGGCGACAAAGAGGCCGCCGCCGCUAAGAAGGCCCGCGGCGAGUUCGCCGGCAUCCUGCCCGGCCGCACAAAGAAAUGGCGCCAGUUCGACGGCCUCGCGUUCGAGUGGGUUUUGCACGAGGCUGUGGGCACCGGGCUGGUCGAGGUCUUUGACACAAGGAGCGUCGGCCGUGGCGUGCGCUUGGUCUGA